Messenger RNA from Trematomus bernacchii (emerald rockcod), 2595 nucleotides. RefSeq names its product tripartite motif-containing protein 35-like. The transcript has a single exon. The record is from RefSeq and is a predicted model, not a curated record. The coding region runs from base 220 to 1605 and encodes 461 amino acids. NCBI's taxonomy places the organism in Eukaryota, Metazoa, Chordata, Actinopteri, Perciformes, Nototheniidae. Gene Ontology annotation, molecular function: zinc ion binding; protein binding.
ACACACACACACACGGACUAUAAGAUUCAACUUCACACCAAACACACCUCUUCCACUGAGAGGACGUCAACAGGAGGGAAUACUGGAAUACCUUCCACUUCAAGCAGCUGCUGAAUCCACACACUGAGAGUUUGACCAGAACAAAGACUCAAAGUGAAAGUAAGUCUCAGGGAACAGGGAGCAGCUGCUGCUGAGUUUACUGCUUCACUCACAGACAACAUGGCUUCCAGAUUAGAGGAAGAUCUCUGCUGUACUGUCUGCCAUGACAUCUUUAAAGAUCCUGUGGUCCUGUCAUGCAGCCACAGCUUCUGUAGAGACUGUCUGCAGAACUGGUGGACGGAGAAUGUCAUCAAAGAGUGUCCACUUUGUAAGAGACCUUCAGUUUAUGAACCUCCCUGUAACCUGGUGUUAAAGAACCUGUGUGAGAGUUUCCUACAGGAGAGAGGUCAGAGAUCUCCAGAGGCUCUCUGCAGUCUGCACUCUGAGAAACUCAAACUCUUCUGUCUGGACCAUCAGCAGCCAGUGUGUGUCGUCUGCAGAGAUUCAAAGAUCCACAAAAAACACAGUUUCAAACCCAUCGAUGAAGCUGCUCAGGAUCUCAAAGAGGAGCUUCAGGAAACUCUGCAGUCCUUCAAGGAGAAGUUAGAGACUUUUGAAGAAGUUAAAGUGAAGUUUGAUCAAACAGCAGAACACCUGAAGGUCCAGGCUCGACGCACAGAGACGCAGAUUAAGAAGCAGUUUAAGAAGCUUCACCAGUUUCUAGAAGAGGAAGAGGAGGCCAGGAUGGCUGCACUGAGGGAGGAAGAGGAGCAGAAGAGGAGGAUGAUGGAGGAGAAGAUGGAGGCUGUGAGCAGAGAGAUAGCAGCUCUUUCACACACAGUCAGAGCCACAGAGGAGGAGCUGAGAGCUGAAGACGUCUCCUUCCUGCACAACUACAAGGCUGCAGUGGAGAGGCUGCAGCGCCCCCUGCUGGAGGAUCCACAGCUGCCCUCAGGAGCUCUGAUAGACCAGGCCAAACACCUGGGCAACCUCAGCUUCAACAUCUGGAGCAAGAUGAAGGACUUGGUGUCCUACUCUCCUCUCAUCCUGGACCCAAACACUGCUGAUCCAGAACUCAUCCUGUCUGAAGAUCUGACCAGUGUGAGAGGAGGAGGAAAGGAGGAACUUCCUGAUAAUCCAGAGAGAUUUGAUAACUUCUCUGUCCUGAGCUCUGAGGGCUUUAACUCAGGGACUCACAGCUGGGAUGUCCAGGUUAGAGACAAUACAUGCUGGGAUCUGGGUGUGUUAGCAGAGUCUGUCCAGAGGAAGGGAUACAUAUGGUCUGGAUUAUGGAGAAUAGAUUAUUAUGAUGGUAAUUACUCAGCAUGGUCACCAUCAGAUCCAGAAACUCCUCUCAGCCUGCAGAAGGAGCUUCAGAGGGUCAGAGUGAAUCUGGACUGGAACAGAGGAAAGCUGUCGUUCUCUGAUCCUGACACUAACACACACAUACACACCUUCACACACACUUUCUCUGAGAGGCUGUUUCCAUACAUUCGCAAUUGGGAUGGACCCCCACUCAAGGUGUUACCAAUGAAGGUCUCUGUGACUGUAAAACAACAGAUAUAGAUGAUGAUGAUGAUGAUGAUGAUGAUGAUGAUGAUGAUGAAGAUGAUGAUGAUGAUGACGAUACUUGUAUCACCUACAAUUCUGAGACUUGUUUAAGGCAGGAAGAUUUAUCUUGAAAAUGCUCCACUUGGAAGAUAAUGUGUAACUCGUCUAAAUAUGUAAAUGCUCACCUGACUAAAGCGAGCGCUGACAGAGUGAUCACAGGUUUAGCCAAGUACUCCAUGCUCUGGUGCACCACGAUGCUGUCGACCGCUUUCCCGUAGUAGUACGGGAUGAAGGCCUCACCUGCAGGACAAAAGGACAAAUAAAUAUCAUGUUAGUUUCAUGUAAAUAUCAUGUAAAUAUCAUGUGAAUAAGAGCUGGACACAAACAGGGGUUUCUGGGUCUUAACCGUUCUGAUAUUUCACAUCAUCAAUUAGCAAGUAAAUUGCACAAGAUCUGAGUACUUCUAAGUAAAAAAACGUUUUCAAAUGUUUUAUUUUUUGGGGUGACAAACAAAAAGCAACACCAGGGUAACUUUUUUGUAACCCUUUAAAACAAACUAAUAACAAAGAAAAUGUUUAAAAAAUGACAAAGUAAAUAAAACAAUAAUAACAUAUGUUUCAUAAUGACUUCAGAGUUUGAUUGACAAAAAAAAGAUAUUGUCAACUCUAUUAGUAGAUUGUAAUUUAUAAAACGUGUAAUACAUCCAAAAUAUCUUUCUAGCCACUUAAUUGCGAGGAUUUGAUGCUUUACUUUGUUUUAUGUAAUGAACAUGGAGGAUUGAGAACAUGUUUGGUUAAAAUGGGUCUAAUAAUGGAUAUUUUGAUAUACACCAAUAAUGAUUAUGAGUCAAAGUAUAAUCUGCAGAAUAAUCAAUGAUAGCGUUUUAACAAUGUUAGGAGUCACUUUAAAGGUGCAGGGACAUGUAAUGGAGCUUUCUUUUAAAUUGUAUUAAAUGACUUAUAUGCAAUAUAUCUUCAACAAUAAAUCCACUUUGCUCUGUCCUGA